Molecule: messenger RNA, 1038 nt
Organism: Laccaria bicolor S238N-H82
Lineage: Eukaryota; Fungi; Basidiomycota; Agaricomycetes; Agaricales; Hydnangiaceae
Exons: 2
Coding region: 1-1038 (345 amino acids)
Source: RefSeq, a predicted model, not a curated record
AUGCCACGUCGUUUCUUCCUUCCACCAUCACCAUCACCAUCCACCCCACCAUUUCAAGCCACGACGACCGCCCGCGACAUCGACGUCGACCACGACCACGACGACGACCUCACUGACGACGACGACCACGCUGACGGUGCACGACGACACGCAACGUCGUCAACAACGACCCCGCCAUUGCAAGAGCCACACGACGUGGCAACGCCACGUCACACGGAUGGGAGGCGACGACAACCAUGCGGAACGUCAAUGGACGUUCCGCCUCGACUGCAGCCCAGGUGCCACGUCACGGUCAGCGACGUGGCAACGAAACGACGGACGGACACGACAACCGACGAGCCCGCCCACCCACAAACGACGCACACCACCCCACACGACCCCCACUGCCCACGAGCGCCCACGAAAAGAAACGAGCGCCCAGACACGACACCGAACGCCCACGACACGACAACCAAACGAGCCGCAACCGCACGCAAACGAAAACGGACGUCCAGCAGACGAAGACGACGACACGACCCCACUGCCCGCCCACGACAACGACUGCCCACGAGCGCCCACGACACGACAACGAACACCCACGCACGACAACGAACACCCACGAGCGCAACGCAAGCGCAAACGCGAAGACGAACGAAACGGCAACCCACCCCCACGGACGCCAAUACAGCCCACCACCCACGACCGACGACGACGCACGCCCAGGGACGAAGACGCGCGCCCACGCACGGAGGAUUCCGCUCGCGUCAACGGAAAUGGGCAACGACGAGCCCAGGUGAGCUCCCCCUCCCUCCAUCAUUCCUCACCACCACCCUUCCAUCAUCCCCCCUCCCUCCCUCUGUUGCUCCCCCUCCCUCCAUUGCCCCCCCUCCCAUUGCUCCCCCUUCCAUCCAUUCCCACCUCACCCUUCACCACUCCCUCUCUCCUCCAUCACUCCCUCUCUCCUCCAUCACUCCUUCCCCCUCCCUCCCCCCUCACUCUCUACUACAUUAUCCCCCCUCCAUCACUUCCCCCUGUCUUCCCCCCUCCCUUAAAUAUUGA